AUGAGUCAACCGAAUCUUUACAUCCUUGCCGCCGACAACCCCUCGGCUGUUCUCAGUCACCUCAGAUCAGAUUCAUCGCGCGCUUCGAACCAGGACGAGCAUGGCUAUUCCCUUCUCCACGCUGCCGCUUCCUACGGACACAUUGAGCUGCUCCGUGCACUUGUGCAGGAGUUUCACGUCGAUCCCAACCUGACCGACGAAGAUAACGAAACAUGUUUAUUCGUGACGGAACAGUUGGACAUUGCGAAAUGUCUCGUGGAAGAGCUCGGCGUUGACGCCAAACACACAAAUGACGAGGGAUUCACGGCCCAGGAAAUGAUUGAAAGCGAAGGGUCGUUCAUGGAUGUUGCCGCCUAUCUCGGAGAAGUCACUGGAAAUCGAAGAACGGAAGCGCAAUUGCAAGCACUUCGGGACGUACAUCCUCCGCCACCCCUUCCACAUAAUAUCAGCGUCAAUCUAGGCACCAUGUCUCAACAAGAUGUGGACGGCGAGGCGGGCGAAGUUGAUCAUGAAUUCCGGAGAAGGAUUGCCGAAUUGGCUGCUAGAGAAGACUUUCAUACCGAAGCAGGUCAGAACCAAUUACGCGCCUUGGUCACAGAUGCGCUUAGAGGCGUUGGGGCACAGACUCAGGACAGAGAUGUACGACGAAGGACCGAGUGA
Messenger RNA from Talaromyces marneffei, 660 nucleotides. RefSeq lists its product as uncharacterized. The record is from RefSeq and is a predicted model, not a curated record. NCBI's taxonomy places the organism in Eukaryota, Fungi, Ascomycota, Eurotiomycetes, Eurotiales, Trichocomaceae. Gene Ontology annotation, molecular function: protein binding. The coding region runs from base 1 to 660 and encodes 219 amino acids. The transcript has a single exon.